ACGACACUCCACUUGGCUUCCCUCAUCUUCUUCUUCUUCGUCUACUUAACCCCCGAAACCAACCCAGUCUCCCACUAAAAUGCGCCUGUCGCGUGACGUCCGGCGGCCGGCGCUGCUUCUUCCGGCGAUUCUCGUCCACACCCUCCUCGCCCUUCUCCUCCUCCCUGCGCCCUCCGAUGCAUGGCGGCCCUGGCCCCACCUGAAGCCCAACGCCUCCGAUAUCUUCGGCGAUUCUAAGAAGUACGAGGGCUCGUCCGAGUUCGUGAAGCUGAAGUACCACAUGGGCCCGGUCCUCACGGCCAACAUCACCGUCCACACCAUCUGGUACGGCGCCUGGCCCAAGGCCCACAAGAAGGUCAUCCGCGAGUUCAUCAACUCCAUCUCCGCCACCGACGUCAAGCGGCCCUCCGUGGCCGGGUGGUGGAGGACGGUCCAGAUGUACACGGACCAGACCGGGGAGAACAUCUCCCGGGCCGUCCUGCUCGGCGAGGAGAAGAACGACCGGUUCUAUUCCCACGGCAAGUCGCUCACGAGGCUGUCCGUACAGUCGGUGAUCAAGAGCGCCGUCACGGCCAGGACGAGGCCGCUCCCGAUCAACCCCAAGAGCGGGCUGUACCUGCUGCUCACCUCCGCCGACGUGUACGUCCAGGAUUUCUGCAACAACGUGUGUGGUUUCCACUACUUCACCUUCCCGUCCAUCGUGGGGUACACGCUCCCGUACGCGUGGGUGGGCAACAGCGCCAAGCUCUGCCCGGGCGUGUGCGCGUACCCGUUCGCGGUGCCCGACUACAUACCUGGGCUGAAGCCGCUGAGGGCCCCGAACGGCGACGCCGGCGUGGACGGAAUGGUGAGCGUGAUCGGGCACGAGAUGGCCGAGCUGGCGACGAACCCGCUGGCCAACGCCUGGUACGCGGGCCAGGACCCGAGCUUCCCGGUGGAGAUCGCGGACCUGUGCGAGGGGAUCUACGGGACCGGGGGCGGGGGGUCCUACACGGGGCAGAUGCUGGAGGACGGGGAUGGGGCCACGUAUAACAUGAAGGGGAUCCGACGGAAGUUCCUGGUCCAGUGGGUGUGGAACCAUGUGGUCAGCUACUGCACUGGCCCGAACGCCCUCGAUCAGUAGUGAUCUCUUCCCCUUUUGAUUUUUGGUCUUUUGGUCGUUUGUUUUCUUCUGGGUUUUGGAGGGUUCCCUCUUCCUUCCUUUCAAAUUCGAAAAAACUUCUAAGUGGGUAUUACUAUUAUCCAUUUUGCUUUGGAUUCUUGUGGGGAGGUGUUCUGGGUCUGCUCUGCUCUCGUAAUGAAUGAUUAGUUGUGGUAGUUAAGUCUGUUAAAUAUGUAAUAAGAAUCGUAUACUGUCCUCGUAUACAAAAAGGAAAGUCUUUCGUCUUUUAUUGGGA
Molecule: messenger RNA, 1397 nt
Organism: Rhodamnia argentea
Lineage: Eukaryota; Viridiplantae; Streptophyta; Magnoliopsida; Myrtales; Myrtaceae
Product: protein EXORDIUM-like 3
Exons: 1
Coding region: 80-1123 (347 amino acids)
Source: RefSeq, a predicted model, not a curated record